GCGAAUGCGAGGCUGGGGCCGGUUGCCGACUGGCCCAUUCUCACCGAGGCAGUCCAGGCUUUUCCCCUGGCGGUGGCCGCUCCAAGACAGCAUCUGUCAACGCUCCUCUUCUCCCCUCCUCCUCCUGCCGGGCCGGGCUCCGCCGGCUGCGGCCGAGAGGACGCGGGACCCGGCGCGGUGAGCCCAUCAGCUGUCAGGCGAGCGGCGAAGCAGCCGGAGGGCGGCGAGAGACACACAAAGAACGCGGUGGGCGGCGGCGGCGAAAGGGGACGGCAACUCCUCCCCGCGCCCGCCGGUGCCACCUCCGGCCGGGCUUGUUCCGAGGCCGCGCAGACAAUGCGGCCAGGCUCAGCCCCGCGCGCCCCAGAGUGCGGGGCGCCCGCACUCUCCCGACCCCAACUUGACAGUCUCCCGGCUUGCCCAGCCCCCUCCCGGAGUAGGGGCGCCCCCUCGCUCCGGUGGCCGGCGAAGGAAGUCGGUCCGCGGCCGCAGAGCCCAGCAACUUGCGAGCCGGGAAAAGUUUGCGGCGCCUCCGCGGGGCGGCGCGACGCGGCCCGCCCCUCGCGUCCGCGGUCACCGCGGGUGACUUUCUCGACUCGUCGUCAGCCGGGGCCGCAGCGCGGCCGGCGGGGACUGCGGGGAGGGCCGGAGUCCGUCCCAGGGCUCCCGCACCUCGGGCUGAGGCACCAGACAUGUUGGCAUCAUCUCUUAGUUGGGCCCUGUGGCCAGGGAACCCCUCAUGAAACCACCUCUGCAGUCCUGGUGAGUUGCCGUAGAAGAAGGAAAAGAGAGAAAGACAACGCAACGCAGGAGGAGAUAAGUACCUCUGGACACAAUGGAAGUAGUAGUUGUUGAGCAGAGGGAAAGGGAUAGGAGAAGGAUGUGGACUGCAGUGCUGCAGUGCCAGAGCCCCAGCAGCUACUAUUCAUAAGUGUCUGGAAUAUGUUCCUGGCAUUUCACCUACACUCUCUCCAAUCCUUCCAAGAAACUCACAAAGCAGGUAUUAUUACCAACAAGAGACCAGACACCCUGAGAAUUUACACUCCUUCCCCAAGACCACACAGUCAAUUAUAAUUGAUGAUGUUGCCACUUGUACCAAAGUCCAUCUGGCUUCAAAGCCUGCUGUCUCCCCAUUCAACAAAAUGUCUCUCUGCCCUUACUUUUUUUCCCUUCAGGGCUUUUUCUUGAACUUCUCUUCCUCACAAUAGUUAAAUCAUCCAUUUAAAGAUGUCAGACAACCUCCGUGUUCUAAGGAUUGAACACAGUUCCAGCAGCAGAAAAGGAGCAGUAAAGCCGGCAGGCUGCGCCCUCUGUGGCUUUUGGCAGCUGCAGCACAGUGACAAUCAGAGGAAUCAAAAGAAGGAGGAAGAAUAGAAUGAUUUGGAGGAACAGAAGGAGAAAGUAGAGGAGUUGAAAAAAAGGAAGAAAAAGAAAAAUGCAGAAUCCUUUGUCAAUCCAACAGAACACAGCAAAAAAGCAAAGAAAGUGAAAGCAUAGAUUUGCUUGUAAGUAGAUAAUGCAUCAUGAGCAUCUUCUCUAUUGAUGAAAAUCUUUCGGUGUUGGGAUCUAUUUAUAACUGCAUCAUCACAAACAUUUUCAGAGAGAAAAGACAGCAACAGUGAAGUCAUGCAAGGAGCAUCAACUUCAAAAGUCUGAUGAAAACUGACUUUGAACUUAAACAUCUUUACCCAGCCAAAUCAUUCAUCAAGUAUGAUUAGAGAAUAAAAGUAUUUUCCAAUCUCUAAAGACUCAGAAAAUGUAUCUCCCCCGCAUCGUUUAUUAUGAGGUUACUUAUGGGUCAGAAAGAAACAUUGAAAAAAGUAAUUAAAAAGGGGGAAGGCACGGGAUGUAGGAAACAGCAAGUCUAACCUGGGACAAGAAGAAAGGGAAGAUCCAAGCUGACUGCUGUGCAGCAAAAUCAUUCCUAAAGUAGGGUCUGAAAAUAAGUGUACAUUUUAAAAAAGGUGUAUGCCGGGGCAGAGUGGUAUUUCAUAAACUUGAUAGUAUCCUUAAAAUGGCUAUCAUAAACCUAAAGAUUGGCUAAAGAAAAAAAAAAAAAGACAAGUAGAAAUUUGAGGGAAAGGGGCACUGUACACAAAAACUAUGUUAUGUAAUCACUGUUUGGCUCAGCAAUGAAACACAUUCACAUAGUUGUGAUAAUGUAAGCAAUGCCUGCUGAUUUUUCAAAUUCUAACGUCUAAACAGAGUCAAAACAUAGACAAUCAAACUGUAGUUAUAUGAUAAAAGGUAAUUUUUUUCAGGCUCACUAAUACAAAAGUGAAAACAAAUCUUGCAAAGGUAAGGAAGAGAAAGUGGGGAGAGAUUGAGGGCCUUCUUCACCUUACAAGGUAUGGGGUCAAGAUAGGUUGUGUCUAACUAACAGAACAAGAAAUCAGGGGAAAACAUAUAGUCUUGGAGGUAUGAAAGUAACCAAAAGAGGAAUUAAAAGUAGUAAAACUUGCUGUGGGAAGAGGAAGAGAGGGGAGUCAGAGGAAGUAUAAGUGAGCUAAAACCUCAUUUACCAUGGCAGGAAGUUGGUAGAUAAUGUUUAAAGUAGA
Molecule: messenger RNA, 2558 nt
Organism: Symphalangus syndactylus (siamang)
Lineage: Eukaryota; Metazoa; Chordata; Mammalia; Primates; Hylobatidae
Source: RefSeq, a predicted model, not a curated record